GUCUAACUAUAGAAUGUGUCUGGUCGAUGAUGUUAUCUGUGCUGUCUUUUAGGCUCAAUUAUUUUUCCUUUUCUGUUCAGACUCACAGUUUUGUUCUUUCACGGCUUCCAUUUUUGAUCAUCACUAGCAGAUGAGUACAGAGAGAAUGGCAUGGAUAUCUGACAACUCAUAGCUGUUUCGAGCCGCUGAAUGAGCGCCACGUGUAACUAGAGACAUGCAGAGAGGUAGGUUUUGGAUUCUCCUAUGGGGGCAAUUGACACUGUGACGUGAUGGUUCAGUGCAUGCAAAAAACAAUUCAAAAGAAAAUUGGUUUAAAAAUGAAGAGGAUUGGCGGUGCAGGGUAGAGAAGAUGAGACUAGUGGCCGUUAGCCCCAUCCCCAUCCAUACAGAAGCAGAGGAUUAAUGCACACAUUGCAUCAGAGAGAGGGAGAAAAAGCCAUUUGCAGUUUGCAGUUUGCAAUUUGCAAAUUAUUUUGCAUGCAGAAAAAGAUGGAAGAAAAAUAUAUACAUAUAUAUUGGGGCAACCAAAGCAGCAGAGAUCAGAGUGUGAGUUCCAGGCUAGGCCAAGUGGGGGACUGGCUUUACUCUUUACUCUUUAGCUUUUAAGUCACCCAAUCCUUCCAGAUUGGCCAUUGCACAGAUAUCACAUAUCUAAAGCUAAGCUCUACUCUGACACUCUGACUUCCAUUGAUUACCCUUCUCCUUAAUUUAGGUCAUUUUUUCUCAAACUGUCAAACUAGUGAAUUACCAAGAAACAGUUGUGGCAGACCUGGUUAGACCAAGAGUUAAAUGGGUAAUUAAUAAAGUCAUAGAUAUUAAAUAUGGGACCUAACUCUCCUGCAAAAGGAAGCCAAAGUGCUUAUGAAAACGCUUAAAUUUUUCUGAUAAAAGCAGAGAGAUAAUAACUAGUUGGGAAGUGAAUGCCAUCCAAUCCCAUGAAGCUUUUGCUUCAAGAGUGAUUGGUGGGAACGAAGGGAUGAUUAAUUGGAUUGGGAAGUGGAACCUCCCCCCUCUCUCUCCUCUCUCUCACUUAUCUCAUCUGUUCCCAAGCCCAUACACUCCCUCUGUGUCAAGCACUCUAUUUAAUAAUUAUACUGAUCAGAAGACUCUCCACAUUUUCCAACUAGUCCUUCAGAACUUGGCUUCCGAACUCUCUUUUCUGAUCACUUGAAAAGCCAAAGCUCCAAACCCAGUGCUACAUUUGCAUCAUUUUGUUUCUUCUUCCCUCUGUCAACCAGAACUGUUCAAACUCACACCACUUUUUCUCUCUUUUUGAAGAUAUGGAAGGUGAGGAGAAAGUAGUCACAACACAAAAUGGUAAUGAUCAAGCAAGCAAUAAAGAAGAAGAUGCAGCAUCAAGACUAUUUCCUUGUCUCUUCUGUUCAAGGAAGUUCUACAGCUCUCAAGCCUUGGGAGGCCACCAAAACGCUCACAAAAAGGAAAGAACAGCUGCAAGAAAAGCCAAACGUGCCUCUGAUCACUAUGCAUCAGUCACUUUUCCUUCUCAUAUUUCACCACCCCCAAUGGUUUUUGCUCCAAAUCAUCACUUGGGCCUCUUGCACCCUUCAAUGUUCAUGACUGCUCAUGCUUCCAACCUCAGAUACUACCCCAAUCACCAAUAUUCGGACCGUUUCGGGUCAAAUGGUGCGCCCAAGUUUGAGAAUUUAGUGUACUAUGGUGGGAAUACCUGUUCCAGCUAUGUUAACAAUGGUUACAAUAGUAACAGUGAGGAAGAUGAGAAGAGCUUCUUAAAUUGGCAGAGAAGCCCAAGAUGCUAUGGUUUCAGCGGAGAGUCUUCUCAACAACAUUCAUCAAUGAUAACUAACAAUCACAAUAGUCUUGGGAUUAAUAGUGAUCAUAAGGGUCAUGAAGAGCAAAAGCUUGACCUUUCUCUCCGUUUGUAGAGAAGUUUGAUGGGAUUAGUUGCAUUUUUUUGGUCUGAAUAAUAAUCAAGCAUCUCUAGCUUUAGUUGGUCACUUUUCAGUAUGUACUCGCCCAAGGGCCAUUUUCAUGGGUUUUGCCUUCGGCCAUUACUUAGGAGAUUUGUUCAGUAGUAAGUCCAGAUA
This is a messenger RNA of Rosa chinensis, 2066 nucleotides long. Its product is annotated as protein LATE FLOWERING. NCBI's taxonomy places the organism in Eukaryota, Viridiplantae, Streptophyta, Magnoliopsida, Rosales, Rosaceae. The coding region runs from base 1281 to 1904 and encodes 207 amino acids. Gene Ontology annotation, biological process: negative regulation of abscisic acid-activated signaling pathway. The transcript has 2 exons. The record is from RefSeq and is a predicted model, not a curated record.